AGUUCGUUGCCUGUGUACAGCUUUGAUAAUGUCAAAUGAAAGACUGCUUUAAGAACGCUUGUGCACACUUCUGAAUUCAUUUUUCAAUACAUUUACGUUUAAAUUGGCUAUUCUUUGAAAUAUUUUGAAUUUAUGCUAGAACAUCUUUGGCUUGUACUUUUUCUUGUGGCGCGUAUUUCCCAUGAGCUCCUACGACUGUGCGUCCGUUUGAUUCGAUCGCCAUUUUGGGAUUACGUUUGUAUUGAAUGCGACAGUUGCAAAAUUUUGUAGGGCACCAAAAUGUCUCGAUAUCGAGAUUCGGGGUCAUCUGAUGCUAAGUUAUAUGUUGGAGACUUAGGAUCGUCGGCGUCCAAACAGGAACUUGAAGAAGCGUUUUCGUAUUAUGGCCCUUUGCGCAAUGUGUGGGUCGCUCGUAAUCCACCCGGCUUUGCGUUUGUGGAAUUUGAGGACGUGAGAGACGCAGAAGAUGCAAUUCGGGGGUUGGAUGGAAGAACAAUAUGUGGCAGAAGAGUUCGUGUAGAGAUGUCAAAUGGCAUAGGUGGCAAAGGUGGCCGUUUCAGAGGUUCAGUACCACGACGAGGUCGGCCAUUUCACCCCGAAGACAGGUGCUACGAAUGUGGGGAGCGAGGCCACUAUGCCCGUGAUUGCUACAGAUACCGUUCUCGUAGCAGUGGACGCCGCAGGUCAUACUCACGUAGUCGUUCACGUUCAAGAUCAAGAUCACGUAGCCGCAGUAGGUCACGAAGCCGUCGUUCAAGAACAAGAUCAAGAUCUCGCAGCCGCUCGAAGACACCUAGGUCACGUUCUCGCACUCGCAGCCCAGCUCGCUCUAGGACACCGCGCUCAAGAAGCCGCAGUGGAAGCAGGGCACGAGAUUCUCCUGAUCGCAAUGGGGAUGUUAACACAAAUGAACGGGAUUGAUUGCUUUGCUUAAACACUCAUUUUGGACCUUCUGGUGAUUUCUGGGAGGCAUCUAGACAGCUUGGAACUUCCAGAUUAUAUUUUUAAGUCACUCUUGUAAUGCUUUUAAAAUGUUCCAGCACUUGUUUGACUAAAGAAUGAAUUAGGCUAAGCUUUAUUACUUAAUGUUUCUCCAUAUGUUGUAUUGAGUACUACUUUUGCAGUGCUCACUGCCAGUGUUAGAUUUGGACAUGCAUUUUGUAAACAGUGUACCUUUUAUAGGUUCCUGUGAAAAAAUGCAACAGGUUUGUAUUUAAAAACACAUUCAUACUUUUCUUAUAAACUAUUGAGUGGUAUCAGCUCGUAUACUCACAUGAAGUAUAGUUUCCUAUAGUGUGAUUUGACAGAUUUUUAUUUUUGAUCUCACUGGAAUGAUAUAGUUAACCACUUCAGUACUGGGCAACAAUAUUUUUCAGUUCAGUUCUGUUAUGUCAUUUUGGGCACCAGCCUAUAAUAAGAUUGUAAACUCCUUUGCAGUAGUACUAAGAACUUCACGUGUUUGCCAUAUCAAGAGCGGUUGUCUUGUGGUGACAGUUGAGUGAUAAGCCAUUCUCUCUCUCUCUCUCUCUCUCUCUCUCUCUCUCUCUCUCUCUCUCUCUCUCUCUCUCUCUCCUCUCUCCUGUCUCCUGUUCCUCUCCAUCUCCUGUUCACCCCACCCUCCUGUUCUUAGAGAGAGAGAGAGAGAGAGAGAGAGAGAGAGAGAGAGAGAGAGAGAGAGAGAAGGGGGGGGGGGGGCUUGUUUAAAUGUACUUGUUUGAUUUUGCAGAUAGUUAAUAAAAAUUUAGGAAUGUACCUGCCUGUGAAAAUAACAGGUACACAUGACAGGUCAAUUUUCAGCAUUUACCUUAGAUUCUGUAGUUUGUACUCAUACACGUCAUAAUAACUGAAUUUAUUCAAAUGCUUGUCUUCUCCAUGAUUGGUCAUACCUGUAUUGCGACAGCUGUCUUCAACUUAACAAGUGUGUAGUAAAUCAGGUGGGUCCAGUAGGACAGUGAUAGCUGCGAAUAAGGGGAAGGCUUGUGUGCCACAAAUCCUUUAAAUUCACUUCUUCAUGUGAAGUUCUUCUAAUGAAGUGUACUUAAAUGUUAUGUUAAUAAAGUAUCUUUUCGGACAUUGA
Messenger RNA from Schistocerca gregaria, 2077 nucleotides. RefSeq names its product serine/arginine-rich splicing factor 7-like. NCBI's taxonomy places the organism in Eukaryota, Metazoa, Arthropoda, Insecta, Orthoptera, Acrididae. Gene Ontology annotation, molecular function: RNA binding; zinc ion binding. Gene Ontology annotation, biological process: mRNA splicing, via spliceosome. The transcript has 6 exons. The record is from RefSeq and is a predicted model, not a curated record. Gene Ontology annotation, cellular component: nuclear speck. Bases 280 to 921 code for a protein of 213 amino acids.